CCAACACAAUUCAGAUAAUAUAUACCUAGCAGCAAAACUAGUCAACAUGCAAAGGAAGCUUGGAUUUCAACAGCAAUGCUAUGGCGAUGAUGGCAUGUGGAUGGAUACUCAGGCUCAGCAGCAUAACUAUGCCUUCCAUGAAGAGUCUUGGAACUCCGAUAACAACUACCACAAGCAAUUCCCAGGCAUGAUGCACAUGAAGCCUGGUGCUUUUGCUAUGGAGUCUGAUCAGUUCUCAAAACAUCAUGGCAAGUUAGGAGGAUCAAGCCAUGGCAUGUUUCAGGAAAUCAGGCCAGGUGGCCAUGGCUAUGGUCAUCAUCAUCAUGUGCAUGGUGGCGGCAAAAAUUUCCCUCAUGGAGUUGCUAACGCGACUCAUCAUUUCUCAAACGGCGGUGUCAAGUUCAAGUCCGGUGGCCACCACCAUGAUUAUUUGGCGGAGGAGUCAGAGUAUGAAGCUUAUGGUGUGGAGCAUCAUGGUGCAGCCCCAGCGAGGAUUGAUGAAAUGAGAUACGAGCGUCAUCAUAACUAUGGUGGUGAUCAUGGCUUCUAUGCCAAUCCAUAUGACAGGAAAAUGCAAGGGAAACCCAACAAGGUUGAAUGGACAGCAAAAGGGGUCUAAUAUAUGCCCAACAUGCAUGUAUAACGUACCAGCUGCUUCCUCUUGAUCCUUGUUAGUUCCUAUUAAUGUUACAACAAUAAUAAAACGUGUGCUUUCUUGUUUU
Messenger RNA from Gastrolobium bilobum, 722 nucleotides. RefSeq lists its product as uncharacterized. The record is from RefSeq and is a predicted model, not a curated record. The transcript has a single exon. Bases 47 to 619 code for a protein of 190 amino acids. NCBI's taxonomy places the organism in Eukaryota, Viridiplantae, Streptophyta, Magnoliopsida, Fabales, Fabaceae.